UCUGUUAUCUUUGUAAACUUAUUGAUAUUAAAUAUUUCUCGUUUAAAAUGUACAUAUAUCCUAUCAAGUGCGUGUUGUUAAUUUUAUACUAAUCAUGUAAUAACUAAAAUUGUUUAGUAUAUCAGAACAUGACUAUUUAUUAGUGGAUUAAAGCCAUGGUUCGACUGUCCUUUACAGAUUUUGUCUACACAGUACUGGCUUUUUCAAUAUUUCUCUUAGUCAGAUCACUGCAUCCCGCGGAAUAUGUUCGAGAUCACCCCCACUUACCCAAAGAUUAUCACCAAUUAAUAAACAUAGAUUUUCAUUUUGGCAUUUUAAAUAAGGUAUGCGUAGGAACGAAACCCGUUUUAUUAAUAGUGGUGUCGAGUUCAGGUGAAAAUUUUCAAAAACGCUACACGAUACGAAACACGUGGAAAAUGAACGAUGAGUUUGUUCAAUUAGUAUUCGCUCUGGGAGCAGUGGGGGAUAAAUGGUUGCAGGAGAAGAUAAAUGAAGAAAACCAUAUAUACAGAGACAUAAUUCAGGGAAAUUUUGCUGAUACGUAUAGAAAUUUGCCGUAUAAACACAUAAUGAUUUUGAAAUACGCAGCUUACCACUGCGCCGAGACGAAAUUUGUGCUCAAAGUGGACGACGACAUAUUCGUUAACACACCGGCAAUGAAGAACUUCAUUCGGAACGAUCUCGAAGUGAACUAUUCCAAUGGAAUUUUAGCGUGUCAGGUACUACAAAACGUGACCGUAGAACGAACAAACGACGCAAAUUGGAAAGUACUUUACAAUGAAUAUCCUAAGGAGAUUUAUCCCACUCAUUGCGACGGAUCGAGUAUUUUGUAUUCUUCGGAUGUUGCCUUAUAUUUAUACAUGCAAGCACAGCUCAGGCCGGAAGAUUUUUUUUGGGUUGAUAAUGUUUAUGUGACGGGAAUUCUUGCGGCACCUCUCCGUUCCAUACAUAAAAAUAUCAGCAAUCUAGUAUGGAAUUCAGAUAAAAUUAAGGAAAUCAGACGGGAAAUUCCAAAAGAUCCAUUUUUGUUAGGACCUGCACAUUUGGAUGAGAAACAAAUUGAAUUACUUUGGACCUUUGUACAAAAUCAUCCGGUACCAACGAGCUUUAUUCAAUAUAUCAAUUGGUUAUAAUGUAUAUUUUAAAUAAUAACGUUUUAUAUAUAAUAUCAAUCAAUUAUAAUAAGAUAUAAAUUGUUAUGUGCAACGCAUAAUUCAAUCAAAGGACUUUUUAUU
Molecule: messenger RNA, 1235 nt
Organism: Aethina tumida (small hive beetle)
Lineage: Eukaryota; Metazoa; Arthropoda; Insecta; Coleoptera; Nitidulidae
Product: lactosylceramide 1,3-N-acetyl-beta-D-glucosaminyltransferase A-like
Exons: 2
Coding region: 156-1133 (325 amino acids)
Cellular component (GO): membrane
Molecular function (GO): hexosyltransferase activity
Source: RefSeq, a predicted model, not a curated record